This is a messenger RNA of Fonticula alba, 1254 nucleotides long. RefSeq lists its product as hypothetical. The record is from RefSeq and is a predicted model, not a curated record. NCBI's taxonomy places the organism in Eukaryota, Rotosphaerida, Fonticulaceae. The coding region runs from base 1 to 1254 and encodes 417 amino acids. The transcript has 3 exons.
AUGUCCAACAUCGCCCACCUCCAGUCUCACAACCCCAAGACUCGCAUCGAUGCCAUCCAGGUGCACGAGAAUGACAUCGCCGAGCUGGUGAUCAUCAGCGAGCCUGGUGUUGGCAAGCAGAUCGUUUUCGAUGUCCGUGACAUUCUGAUGAUGGACACCGACGUGUCGGUCAAUGCGCGCAUCAUGCUCGAGGAGCUGGCCCUCCGGUCGCUGGUGUACCGCAAGGUGGAGCAGAGCCCGGUUCUGCUGGCAUCCGACGGGACGGACAUCGCCUGUGUGCAAACCCCCUCGGUGUCCAUUGAGGCGGUCCCUCGUUACGACCGCGGCACGUCGCAGUGCGACGGCAAGACCAUCGACUACUACGUGUCGGAUGAGUACAAGCGGACGGUCAUCGAGGCCAUGUCGGACUUCCAGCUGGUGGACAUUGUGAUGACCCAGCCGCUGGUCAGCGUGAUGGCCUCCGGUCGCGAUACCAAUGUCCUGGCUUCCUUCUCGCUGCAGCCGCUGACGAACCUGGUGUUCACGCGCGACCAGCAGAUCGUCACCCAGCGCGGUGUGGUCCUGGCCCGGCUGUCUUCCGAGCAGCGUCAGAAGGAGAUCGAAAUCAUGGAGUUCUGCUUCCAGAAGCUGGGUAUCCCCAUUGUCGGGCGCAUUCCCGAUGAGGGGCGCCUUGAGGGCGGUGACUUCUUCAUGGCCGGCCCGGAUCUGGCCCUGGUUGGCAUCGGUCUCCGGUCCAACAUCCAGGCCAUCAACUACCUGAUGGACAAUGAUCUGCUCGGUGUUUCCUCGCUGGCCGUGGUCCGGGAUGACAUCGACCGGUCGCAGGACCGCAUGCACCUGGAUUGUGUCUUCAACAUCCUCGAUGACAAGCUGGUCCUCCUGCGGUCGGACAUUGCCAUUGAGGACUCUCCCAUCCCGCGCAUGGUCGACCUGUACGUCCAGGACCCGGUCACCAAGAAGUACUCUCUGGACCCGGCCACCACCAAUGUCCCGUUCGUCACCUUCCUCAAGGGGCGCGGCUUCGAGAUCAUCGAGGUGACUCCGGAGCAGCAGGCCGCCUACGGGUGCAAUGUCCUGAACAUGGGCAAGGGCAACAUCCUGGCCGUGCACGAGAAGGUGGCCCGCAACAUCGCCAGCCACCGGUCCUUCCGGGGGACGGUCCAGUGCAUGGAUUUCUCGGCCAUCACCUCCAUGUAUGGGGCUGUCCACUGCGCGAGCCAGGUGGUUCGUCGGCGCUCCCGAAACGACGAGUGA